CAUUGUGACAGUGAAAAUGAAUUGGUUGGCGUUGGCAAUUUCCAUAUCGGCAACACUGAAUAUUGCGUUGGCAUGCAGUCGGGUGCCAUAUGGAACAACGGCUGCGAAAUCGCCGGUAGAUGAAAGUUAUGCCAUUGUUAUUGCGGGUAACCCGCAGACAUAUAUACCGGGACAGAAAUAUAAUGUAUCCCUUGUGGCCUCCAACGAUCAAGUUUUCAUAAGCUUUAUGCUGGGAGUGGAAUCCGAAAAUGGCGGUGUCGACGCCAUGGAUGUUGUUGGCACAUUCGAAAUUGCCGAUUUGGCUGAAACCCGUUUCAGUCCCCGCUGUGCGAAUUUAGUCGAAAAUACCAAUACAAAUGUCAAGCAGCGUAUCGAUGUGGUAUGGGUUGCCCCAGCAGCCACCGGCAUGGGUUGUGUUCUACUAAGGGCCACGGUAAUACAACAUCGUGAUGUUUGGUUUAUGGAUGACGGGUUUUUAACGAAAAAAUUGUGUGAAGAAGAAAUCGAUGAUAUCGAUAGUCAACCGACAAUUGUCGAUCCCUGUUGUGCUUGUGAUGAGGCUAAAUAUGAACUGACAUUUGAGGGUAAAUGGUCAAGACAUACCCAUCCGAAAGAUUUUCCGGCAAAUAGUUGGCGUACACGAUUUAGUGAUAUUAUUGGGGCUUCUCAUACGGUGGACUAUCGUUUUUGGCAGUACGGAGAAUUGGCCAGUGAGGGUUUGAGGGAAAUUGCCGAACAUGGUUCCACAAGAACCUUGGAAACGGAGCUUAAAGAUAAGAGCGAUCAAAUCCGCACAAUUAUUAAAGCACGCGGCAUUGCCUAUCCCGAUGUCACGGGCAAGACUCAUGCAGUGUUCCGAGUCGACUCCCAGCAUCACUUGAUUUCCUUCGUUUCCAUGAUUGACCCUUCACCAGAUUGGAUUGUGGGCGUUUCAGGCUUGGAGUUAUGUUUAUCCAAUUGUACUUGGGUCGAAACGAAGGUCUAUAAUUUAUAUCCCUGGGAUGUGGGCACCGAUAUGGGUCCAUCGUAUAUGUCGGCGGAUCAGCCUCAGGUUCCACCGGAUGUUAUACGGCGCAUCAAAUCGAAUUCGCCAAAUGAUCCUAGAUCUCCAUUCUAUGAUAGCACUGGAGCUCCCAUGAAACCUCUGGCAACGGUGUAUUUGAAUCGUCGCAGAUUGUACGAGAAGACAUGUGAUAAUACCGAAUCCGAAAACGAACCACUCGAAUGUGCUACACAUCAUUGGUCCCCGUGGGAUGAAUGCUCAGCAAAAUGUGGUCCUGGCACACAAUAUCGAACCAGGGAAUUUAAAAAUCCCGCUGCAGCGCAAAGGGUGCGUUGUCGAACAAGUUUACGACAGGAGCAGGCAUGUAUGGGACGUCAGUGUGAAGCUGAGAAUGGAGGAGAUGUUGAGGAGGUGGUGUAUGCUCCCACGAAUGAUAUGCCAGAGUGUGCGGUGUCCGAUUGGGGUGAAUGGUCAUCGUGUUCCGUCUCAUGUGGCAAGGGAUUUGAGACAAGGAGGCGGCGUUAUUUGGCCCGGGGUGCAAAGAAGAAAUGUCAGCCCAUUUUACGUUUGGUCUUGGAAGAGAAAAGGGGUUGUCGUGCCUCGGACUGUGGUGGCGAUAUUGGUGACAGUGACGCGGGAGAUAAUGGUGGUGAUGCUGAGGACAAUGAAGUUGAUGGAACUCGUUCCCUUUUCGGAAACAUUGAUGACAACAUACGUUAUAGGGACCUGGAAAGUUAUAGCCACCAACUGGAUGAUUAUAUACCUCCCGAAUGUGGGGUAUCUCACUGGUCCGAUUUCUCCCCUUGCUUGGGUCCUUGUGGUGGCAAAGGCACCAGUGAAAGACAACGUGUGGUUUGGAACAAAGACGAAGUGUAUGGAGUACGCAAUCCAAAUCGUGAUCCCAAUGUUGAUCCCUGUCGCCAUAUCAAACGCCGUGAAGUGGUGACCUGCAACACCCUAAACUGUGAUGCCAUUGUACCACCCCAAUGUUAUGAAGUUUUAAAACCCAGUCAUUGUCGUGAUAGCGAUGUCGCCAAUUAUUGGUAUUACGAUCACAUGUCUGAUCAGUGUGCGAUUUUCUGGGCCGAUAAAUGUGAUCGGAAUCGCAAUAAAUUUAAAUCCAAAGAAGAGUGUGAGGAGACCUGUCGCAUACCACGCAAGAAAAUGGAAAUGCAACAGGAAAAUAUUCGCGCCGAUCCCAUUGAUUGUGUGGUCAGUAAUUGGAUGAGUCAUGCGUGUAAUGUCACCUGUGGAGAAGGGGCGCAAAUUAAGACACGUAAGGUCUUACGUUCCCCGAAAUAUGGUGGUAAACCCUGCCCUAAACAUUUGGUGAAAAUUGAAAAAUGUUAUCAACGUUGUGAUGACAUCUACUCCGUAGGAGGUUAUGUACCACAGAGUAAUGAUGAGCGGAGACGUCAUCAUAGUCAUGUGAAAGUGGAACCACAACAAAUUGAGGAGAAAGAUGAAUGUCGUUAUUCCGAAUGGUCAGUGUGGACACCAUGCACCGCAACAUGUGGUGAUAAUUCCUAUCGUCAGCGAACACGAACUCUACUGAACAUUGAGAUGAGUUAUAAGUGCAAGGAUCGUGUCAUUGUGGAGAAGUGUAAAAUGUUACCAUGUCUGCUGAAUAAUAAUGAGGAAUAG
Musca vetustissima is the source of this 2647-nucleotide messenger RNA. RefSeq names its product spondin-1-like. The coding region runs from base 17 to 2647 and encodes 876 amino acids. Lineage: Eukaryota; Metazoa; Arthropoda; Insecta; Diptera; Muscidae. The record is from RefSeq and is a predicted model, not a curated record. Gene Ontology annotation, molecular function: serine-type endopeptidase inhibitor activity. Gene Ontology annotation, biological process: cell adhesion. The transcript is spliced from 6 exons. Gene Ontology annotation, cellular component: extracellular matrix.